Oryza sativa Japonica Group (Japanese rice) is the source of this 2527-nucleotide messenger RNA. Lineage: Eukaryota; Viridiplantae; Streptophyta; Magnoliopsida; Poales; Poaceae. The record is from RefSeq and is a predicted model, not a curated record.
ACUUGAUUUUUUUUAAUUACUUAAAAUUAAAAAGCACAGACGUCCUCGUUGGAAAAAAAAAAACCUUCACUCCGGUGCUUUUUACUGGAAGUAGAAAAUAAUCUAAACCGUUGAUCUCAAUGGAUCCAAGGGUUUAGAUCUAUUUCUACUACCAUCUCAUAUAACGGUAGUAGAAUCGUGGAAGGGUAAUAUUGUCUAGGAAAAAAUAUUUGUGGAGAGGUAUAAUUGUAAUUAUGCAGUAAUUGUGGAAAGGCCAAGAAAGAAAUAGUAAAAGUCUAAAAAUGGAUUGAAAAGGAUAAGACUGGCAUUACAAUUAAUCAAUCUUAACCCACAGCAUCACAUGGGUAGGGGGUAAAAGAUGGGUAAAUAAACCAACUGUAAGAACAAACCAAGAGAGAACUGUCUCUGAACAAAUGCUCCUAAAUUUAGCAACUUGUCAGGACACAAACUACAAGAACAGAAAUAGAAAGAACAGUCUCAUCCAUCAGUGCAGCCAUUGGACAGCAUUGCGACGCUGCUUUCUCUGCCCAUAAAAGGAAUUGAACCCCACACCCCCCCUCCUACUCUUCCUCCUCCUCCCUCCUCGCCGGAGCUUGGCUGAGCUUGAGCUGAGCUGAGCUGAUCGGCGGCGGCAAUGGCGGGCGGCGCGAUGGUCCAGACGGUGGGUGGCAAGACGUACCCGGGGAAGAUGACCGCGUUCGUGUUCUUCACCUGCCUCGUCGCCUCCUCCGGCGGCCUCAUCUUCGGCUACGACAUCGGCAUCUCCGGCGGCGUCACCUCCAUGGACUCCUUCCUCAGCGAGUUCUUCCCGUCGGUGUACGCGCAGGCGAAGGCGAGCAAGGACACCAACCAGUACUGCAAGUUCGACAGCCAGCUGCUGACGCUCUUCACCUCGUCGCUGUACCUGGCGGCGCUGGCGACGUCGUUCGUGGCGGCGUGGGUCACCCGGGUGUUCGGCCGGAAGUGGUCCAUGUUCUGCGGCGGCGUCACCUUCCUCGCCGGCUCGGCGCUCAACGGCGCCGCCACCGACGUCAUGAUGCUCAUCCUCGGCCGCAUCCUCCUCGGCAUCGGCGUCGGCUUCGCCAACCAGUCCGUGCCGCUCUACCUGUCGGAGAUGGCGCCGGCGAACCUCCGCGGGAUGCUCAACAUCGGCUUCCAGCUCAUGACCACCAUCGGCAUCCUCUCCGCCAACCUCAUCAACUACGCGACGUCGAGCAUCGAGGGCGGGUGGGGGUGGCGCAUCGGCCUCGGCCUCGCCGGCGUGCCCGCGCUCAUCAUCACGCUCGGCGCGCUCGUCCUCCCGGACACCCCAAACUCCCUCAUCGCCCGCGGCUACGCCGGCGACGCCAAGCGCGUCCUCGUCAAGAUCCGCGGCACGGACGACGUCCACGACGAGUACGACGACAUGGUAGCGGCAAGCGAAGAAGCCGCCUCGAUCGAGCACCCAUGGCGGAACAUCCUCCAUCGCAAGUACCGCCCGCAGCUCACCAUCGCCAUCCUCAUCCCGUGCUUCCAACAGCUCACCGGCAUCAACGUGAUCAUGUUCUACGCGCCGGUGCUCUUCCUCACCAUCGGCUUCGCCGGCGACGCGUCGCUCAUGUCCGCCGUGAUCACGGGCCUCGUCAACAUGUUCGCCACCGUCGUCUCGAUCAUCUCCGUGGACCGCCUCGGCCGCCGCGUGCUGUUCCUCCAGGGCGGCACGCAGAUGUUCAUCUCCCAGGUGGUGGUCGGGACGCUGAUCGCGCUCCAGUUCGGCGUCGCGGGCGUCGGCGAGAUGUCGCGGUCGUACGCCAUCUUGCUCGUGCUGUUCAUCUGCAUGUACGUGGCCGGGUUCGCGUGGUCGUGGGGGCCCCUGGGGUGGCUGGUGCCGAGCGAGGUGUUCGCGCUGGAGAUCAGGUCGGCGGGGCAGAGCAUCGCGGUGUGCGUCAACAUGAUGCUGACGUUCGUCAUCGGGCAGGCGUUCCUCACCAUGCUGUGCCACCUCAAGUUCGGCCUCUUCUACUUCUUCGCCGGGUGGAUGCUGGUCAUGACCACCUUCGUCGCGCUCUUCCUGCCGGAGACGAAGGGGGUGCCCAUCGAGGAGAUGAACCACGUCUGGAGCCGGCACUGGUUCUGGGGCAGCUACGUCACCGCCCACGACGUCGCCGGCGCCGGCGCCGGAGGAGGAGGAAACCGCAGAAGCCACAACGUCUAGCUCUUACAUAUACUAUUACCGUUUACGAGUUACGCGAGAGAGAGAGAAUUAAUGGGUAGGUUGUGUAAUUAGGUAAUGCAAGAAUUAAUUAAACCAAUUAAUUUCAAGGGACAGGUUUUUAAUUAAUUAAUUAAUUCGGGGAGGGGGGAGCUUUAGAAUUUGGUCGGGGCAGGUUAAUUUCAGGGUAUUUGUUGUAUAGAUUUUGAAUUUUAUAGGUGUUUUCUUUUUAUGAAAUUCUUAUGUAGUAAAUUCUUUGGAGAGCGCUACAAAUAUCGCAUGGUGUUGCCGCGCAUGUAGAGUACUGUUUCUCUAACCAAUAAAAAAUGUUUCAAC